ACCUACGCAACAACCUCCUCCAGCAGCGCGCGAUGGAAAACCCGCCAAACCAGCGACCCCUACACGCGCGCCUCGAAACUCAGCGGCCUCAAGUCGCGCGCCGCCUUCAAACUCCUCGAAAUCGACGCCAAACACCACCUCUUCACCCCCGGCGCCACGGUCGUCGAUCUAGGCUACGCCCCCGGGUCGUGGAGCCAGGUGGCCAUCAGCAAGACGCAGCCGGGCGGUCGCGUGGUGGGGAUCGAUGUCAUUCCUGCUCAGCCGCCGCGGGGCGUGAGUACGCUUCAGGGAGACUUUUUGAGCGAGGGGAUUAGAGAGGAGGUGCGGAAGUUUGUUGUUGAUGAGGGGCUGGGGAGGGGGAGGGGACGGUCGGGGGGGAUGGGUGGGGAUGGGGAGGGGUUGACGGUUGAGGAGUUGGAGGAAGAAGGGAGGGGGGUGAUUGAGAGGGCGGAAGGGGAGCCGGGGGAGAGAGGAGAACAGGCGGGGCGAUUGUCGGGGCAGAAGGCGCUGGAUCGCGCCGAGGGCCGCGUGGUCAAUGUGGUGCUGAGCGACAUGUCUGAACCCUGGCCGCAGACGGCAUCGAUGUGGAUCAAGAGUGUUUCUAAUCCGUAUCGCAGGAUGAUGAACACGAGCGGCAUGCCCUUUCGCGAUCACGCCGGGAGUAUGGAUCUCUGCAACGCCGCUCUGACAUUCUGCUACGACACCCUCGUCACAGGCGGCCACUUUCUCUGCAAAUUCUACCAGGGCGCCGAAGAUCACGCUUUCGAGUUGAGGCUCAAGAAGCUCUUUGAGAAGGUGCAUCGAAUCAAGCCGGACAGUUCGCGGAAGGAGAGCAAGGAAGCUUACUUCCUGGGCCUGAGGAGACGUGCGGGCGUGCGGAGGGAGGAUGUGCUAGGGGAG
Neohortaea acidophila is the source of this 900-nucleotide messenger RNA. Its product is annotated as ribosomal RNA methyltransferase FtsJ domain-containing protein. The annotation marks the transcript as partial. Gene Ontology annotation, molecular function: rRNA (uridine-2'-O-ribose)-methyltransferase activity. The transcript has 2 exons. Gene Ontology annotation, cellular component: mitochondrion. The record is from RefSeq and is a predicted model, not a curated record. Gene Ontology annotation, biological process: RNA methylation. Lineage: Eukaryota; Fungi; Ascomycota; Dothideomycetes; Mycosphaerellales; Teratosphaeriaceae.